UUUGCGAUCGCAGGCGGCAAGGUUCUUCUUCCCGCAACUCACAUGGCGAUUACCAAAUUAUUACCGGUGACAGCGAGAAAGAGAGAGAGAGCGAGAGGAGGAGUGGGCGACGACAGCAACAACACGCCUCCGCUUUAAAGAGCGAGGAAGGUCGAGCGGAGGCGGUGGUGGCGGAGAUGAGCGAAGAGGAUACAGGCAGUCCAUCAGACACGCUGCCCUUUUGAUGCCCACAAUCCAAUCCAAUCCAAUCCGGUUCUAUUAAUUACUCCCUCACACUCCGUCGCCAAUUCCGAGUCGAAAUUGUGUUUGUUGUGUGCUCGAAUCAUGGCGACGGAGUGGGAGGUGUCAAUGGCGGUUUCUUGUUCCACCACCUCUGUUGUUGCCUCUCUUAUUCCGCCGCCGAAUCAAAAUGGCUCUUUUAUGGUCGCCGCCUCCGACGCCGACCAAUUUGCGUCCUUCUGCGGCCAGGAUUUCUUCUCCGCUUCUGUUAACUGUAACAGCAGUUUUUACUCUGCGCCUGAGAAGUCCGCCGUCGCCGGAAGCAGCUUGUUGUCUUCUGUCUUUGAGGGGGCGCAGAGCUCGUUCGAUCUUUCUAUUCCGCAAUGCGAGGACGAGGCGGAGCUCGAGUGGCUGUCUCGGUUCAUGGAGGAAUCUUCUUUCUCCGACGUCGAACCGGCGCCGCCGCCGCCAUCCUGCGUGGGGAAGAAGCCAGAAGUCGGGAAAAGCGCCAGGAGCAAGCGUCCCCGCUGGCCCUCCCUGGCGAUGAAUUCGCUAUCGUCGUCCUCGUCCUCCGUCGAAUUUUCUUCGGACGGCGCCGGGCGGCCGAAGAAGGCCAGCGUGGCGUCCCCGCGGAGCUGCACGCACUGCGAAUCCGAGAGCACGCCACAGUGGCGGACGGGGCCGCUGGGGCCGAAGACGCUGUGCAACGCGUGCGGGGUGAGGUACAAAUCUGGGCGGCUUGUGCCGGAGUACCGGCCGGCGGCGAGCCCCACCUUCGUCCUGACGCAGCACUCUAACUCCCACCGCAAGGUCAUGGAGCUACGGCGCCAGAAGGAGCUCCUCCGCCCGUAGAGCAACCCAGACCCUUCCUCCGCCGCACGGACAGAAAUCCUGUUCGACGACAGUGCCGCCGACCGCUUGCCGAUGCCGAACUUCCGGCGGUAUUUAAACCCGGUCUCGUCAAUUAAUUAAGAAAACGGUUUACGAAAUAAAAUCUUAAUCUUCUCAAUUAAUUUGCCAUUAUGACAAAAAGUUUCCUAUAAAUUGGACUUCCAAUUCGAUCGAUAAGUGUUGUUCACCUAUCAAACGGUGAUGACAAUUUGAAUUAGAAUCAAUAAACAUGGUCGUCGUGGAUUUUAGUUUUGGAAGAUACGUGACAAAUUUAUUAUAAUGGAUAAAUUGUCAAUAUGUGCAGAAAAAAAAAAUCUCUUUCCCUGUUA
This is a messenger RNA of Zingiber officinale, 1439 nucleotides long. RefSeq names its product GATA transcription factor 4-like. The coding region runs from base 325 to 1071 and encodes 248 amino acids. The record is from RefSeq and is a predicted model, not a curated record. The transcript has 2 exons. Gene Ontology annotation, molecular function: sequence-specific DNA binding; zinc ion binding. Gene Ontology annotation, biological process: regulation of DNA-templated transcription. Lineage: Eukaryota; Viridiplantae; Streptophyta; Magnoliopsida; Zingiberales; Zingiberaceae.